Messenger RNA from Dictyostelium discoideum AX4, 2631 nucleotides. RefSeq lists its product as hypothetical. Lineage: Eukaryota; Evosea; Eumycetozoa; Dictyosteliales; Dictyosteliaceae. The record is from RefSeq and is a predicted model, not a curated record. The transcript has 3 exons. Bases 1 to 2631 code for a protein of 876 amino acids.
AUGAAUGAUCCAAGACAUAUAAGUUAUUUAUAUAGUAAAGUAAUAUUUAAUGAUAAUAUUCAACAAAUUGUAAAUUAUAUAAAUCAACAAUCAGCGGUUUUAGAGAAUCAAAGAUUAAACAAUAUAAUAGAUGUAAGACAAUUGGUAUUACUUGGUCAAUGUUACUUUGAAUUGAAAUCGAUUGAAGGUUUUAAAAAGUCAAUGGACUUUUACAAAGAAGCAAUGGAUUAUAUAGCCUUAUCACCAUUUUCAACAAGACAAGUGGAUUAUGCAUAUGUAUUAGCAUGUCAUGCAGUUUCAUAUCAUUCACAUGAAUAUUAUAUCGAUGGAAAAAGAGAAGUUUCAAGAUUUACAAAAAAGUUAAGAGAACCAAAAGAUGUUUAUGAUCAAAUUGAAGCUGCUUUAUCAAUUUUAACAGAAAUUCAAUAUAGUGGUCCACAAAUUGGUGUAAUUAUAAAUAUGUAUCUUGAAUGUGUAUUUUCAUGUGGUAAAACAGCAAUGUCAAUGCAAUAUGAAGAAGCAGAGAUUGAAUAUUUGAAAGCAUUGGCAAAACAAUCAUUGGUUAAUUUAAAAGGAAAUGGAUUACCAGAUCUUAAUGUUGAUGUAGCGGAUGGAUAUUGUAUGUUGGGUUGUGUACAUUUACAUUAUAAAGAUAAGAAAUUGGCAAGAAGUUAUUUCAAUAAGGCCAUUGAAUUAUAUUCCCAACUUUAUAAUCAUCAAACUCAUCCAAAGAUUUCAUUUGUAUAUAGUAGAAUUUUAACAACAAUAUUGGAUUUAAAGGACCAAAAUAGUGGUUUAAAGGCGAUUGCAAUCAAAAGAGCUUAUUAUGGUCAUUCUCAUUUCGAAGUUAUUGAUCCACUUUAUUCAACCUAUGUUUGCUUAUUAAAAAAUAAUUCUUAUAAUAUUACUGUUGAAAAUGACUUGAACGCAACUCAAAAAUUAAAUGGUUUAAAAACAAAUUCUGAACAUAUUUGGGAAGAUUUAAUAAAUAAUCAAUUUAAAAUUAAUACAUUAAAUAAAAAUUUUUAUUGUCAUGGACAAGUUUCAUCACCAAUUUCAAUAUCAAUUAGAGAUUUUGGAUUAUUACAAAUUCCAUGUUGUUCAACUCAAUUAAAAGAAAUAAUUGAAAGAUUUAAAUAUAGGUUUACAUAUAAAGGUGUUUUUGAAAUUCCAUUGGAUUUAAUUACAUUUGAUAAUGAUAUUUGGGCUAGUACAAAGAAAAUUAUGAUUCAAAAGGUGAAAGUUGGUUUAGGAAUUCAAGAGAAUGAAAAGAUAACAUUAGAAUUAUACAGACUUUUAAUUUAUAAUAAAGAUUCAAGUGUUGCCACAUUUAUAAAACCAAAAACAUAUAAUUCAUUUGGAUCACAUUCAAGUGGUUCAAAUAGUAGUGGUGAAGAAUCUUUAGCUGAUAUUGAAAAAUUAAAAGUUAGAAGGAAUAGUACUGGUAGUAGUAGUAGUAGUAGUAGUAGUAAUAAUAGUAAUAGCAGCAAAAAUAAAAAUAAUAAUAAUAAUAAUAAUAAUAAUAAUAAUAUUAAAAAUUUUAUUGGUACAUUAGGUAUGGUUUUACCAUCAACUCAUAGUGGUGGAAAUUUAAUUAUAUCACAUAGGGAUGGUCAAACUGUUGAAAUAUCAUUACAAGUUGAACCAGAGCCAACAGCUCAUAUUAUAAAAUAUGCUGCAUUUAACUCUGAUUGUAGUUAUGAAAUUCAAACUGUAACCUCUGGUUAUAGAGUUACACUAUUAUAUAAAAUUAUGAAAACUGGUAAAAGGACUUCUCAUUCACCUUCAACUUAUUCUUCUUUAUCACCAACUUUAUCAAACACAUCAUCAAAUUCUCCUUCUUCUUCUCCCUCACUAUUAUCUCCAACUCUUUUUCCAAAUUCAACUACAACAACAACUACAACUAAUAAUAAUAAUAGUAAUAAUAAUAAUAAUAAUAAUAAUAAUAAAAAUAUAAAAAAUGAAAUUCCACCAAUAAUUGAUAUUGCAAAUAAUAUUCAAGAAAUUUAUAAAGAAAUUAAAAAUUUAUUACAAUUUGAUUCUGAUAAAUUUAUAUAUGUUUUAGAGAAUCAAUAUGAAACAGUAUCCCAAAUUACUGGUGGUAAUGAUCAAAUUAUAUUGGAAAAAUUAAAAUCAGCAGUACAAUUAAAUGAUAAUAAUGAUAAUAAUAAUAAUAAUAAUAAUGAUAAUAAUAAUAAUAAUGAUAAUAAUAAUGAAGCUGGUGAUAAUGACCACCAAAAAUUAUCAUUAUUUUUAUCAACUUUAUAUAUUGAAGAAACAGUUUUAAAAAAAGAAAAUCAAGUAAUUUAUAAAAAUAUAUUUUUAGAUAAUUUAAUAAAUUGUUGUGAAGGUGAUGAUAAUGAAGAGGAUUUAAAAUCAGAAACUACAACAACAACAACUACAACAAUGGAAAAAUUAAAAGAAUCUAAAGAAAUUGUAGAUAUCAACAAAGAUAGUCAAACUGAAAUUAAUAAUAAUAAUAAUAAUACUACCACUAUUUCAGUAAAUUUAGAAAACGAAAUCUUACCAAAUGGUUCAUUAAAUCAUUUGACACCCUAUAAAAUUAAAAAUUAUAAUAUAAAAUUUUAUAAAACUUCAGUUUUAGUUGUUUUAUUAAAUAAAAAAAAAUAA